GGAAAAUUGGAAAUGUAAUUAAAUAGUUUAGGUGGCUAGUAAAUUUAAUUUAUUACUCGCUAUACAUUUCUUACAGAUGAGAGUGGAACGAUUUUGAAUUUUAUGCAAAAACUUUUUAUCAGAUAUAGUUAACUCUCAAGAUACAAUUUUGAAACUUAUUAUUUAGAAAACUGUCUAGACUAACUUUCACUAAAGUAUUGCGAUUAAUCCUCGAUGAUGGCGUUCAACCUUGGAUUUAUUGGUGGUGGCAAUAUGUCCACUGCUAUAGUGAAAGGCAUUUUAAAAACUGAAACACAGUCACCAUCCAAGAUAUGGGUAUCAGGACCUCACUUGAAUAACCUGAAGCACUGGAGUGACCUCGGUGCCAAUGUUACAAACAAAAAUGGUGAAGUAUUCUGUAAAUGUGAUGUCAUAUUUUUGGGUGUUAAGCCAGGCAUGCUUGAAGCCGCUGUCGAUGACUGUCUCCAAACAUUAACUACAACUCUGUCCUGUAAAAAGGUGCUUUUUGUUUCAAUGUUGGCCGGGAUAACUAUUGGUGAUUUGCAAAAGGUCUUAAAGCAACUCUCUGAAAAUGUGAGCAUAAUACGAAUAAUGCCCAACACUCCAAUGACAGUGGGAGAAGGAGCCUGCUUGUACACACCGGAUGACAGUGUGACGGAAGAACAGUGUAGUCUGGUGGAGAGGCUGCUCAGCAAUUGUGGCAUGUGUGAGAGGGUGCCAGAGUCUCUGAUGGAUUCUUUGGGCUCCUUAAUUGGCUGUGGACCUGCUUUUGUAUACAUAAUAAUCGAAGCUCUAGCGGACGGCGCAGUGAAGCAGGGCGUUCCUCGCGCGCUAGCAUUGCGUUUUGCCGCCCAAAUGGUAGCCGGCAGCGGCAAAAUGGUCUUGCAGUCUGGGAAACACCCGGGGCUGCUGAAGGAUGAAGUCUGCUCUCCCGGAGGCUCCACUAUCUGUGGAGUUACUGCGCUUGAGGAAGGGAAAAUAAGGGCCACUUUGAUCAAUGCUGUACAGGCAUCUACGCUGAGAAAUAAGGAGCUUGGAAAGAAGUAGGAAACAAGUCAGGCAACAACUUCAUCUUUAUUAUAUUUAAGUAGAAAAUCUAGAUAGUAAUGCACAGUAUAUUUUUUAUUUAUUAGAGAAACGAGGUUAUUUCUAAUGGUUACCCCGAGCCGGCAAUUAGGUACAACACGAUAUUUGACUAUUUUAGCGCCAAGUUCCUCAAUUUCAAAACAAAAUUAGCAGUGUGUAGGUACAUAAGGUAAACGUACUGGCAGGCCUCCUUCACACGCUCAAGGCCACGCGCUAUAUGCCUACCGCUCGGCGUAUCGUCGACGAUACAACCGACAGAGGGCCGCCGAACGCCCGCCUGAGCGCUCGCACCGCACGUUUCCCGCGCUUACGCUUCGAAAUGCCGAAACCACGUAAUUAUUGUGCAGUAAAUGGGUGUAAAAGUAAAAAAAAACAGGAAAAAAGCCUAUAAUAAAGAUU
Molecule: messenger RNA, 1485 nt
Organism: Cydia splendana
Lineage: Eukaryota; Metazoa; Arthropoda; Insecta; Lepidoptera; Tortricidae
Gene: P5cr
Product: pyrroline-5-carboxylate reductase 3
Exons: 6
Coding region: 214-1047 (277 amino acids)
Biological process (GO): L-proline biosynthetic process
Molecular function (GO): pyrroline-5-carboxylate reductase activity
Source: RefSeq, a predicted model, not a curated record